Pieris macdunnoughi is the source of this 423-nucleotide messenger RNA. Lineage: Eukaryota; Metazoa; Arthropoda; Insecta; Lepidoptera; Pieridae. The record is from the annotation of a GenBank genome assembly.
AUGUUUUUAGCUUUGAUACCUAUAAACCUUGACAUCUACUUUGAAAUAGGGCAUAACCGUGCGUGUUUUCCAGAACCAGCAGUUCAUUCUGAAGAUAAAAAGGACAAAGACAUUGAAGAUAACGAUAGGCUCGAUGUGAAGACAACACCAACACCUGGUGCUUUACCGAACGCUGAAUUAUCGAAAGCAGCCCGAGGACUACUGAUAAAGUUGUUGGAAGUAAACCCUCAAUAUCGCCUCAAGUCAUUACGGCAGCUCCAGCAGACGGCUUUUUUUAUGGGAUUCAACUUUGAUGAUAUAAAUAUAAAAAAGAUUUCUCCAAAAACCAUGCUACAGCAGUAUGGAGAGCAAAAUGCAUUUCCCGAAAAAGCCGAAGAUGUGCCAUUUACUAAUUUUAAUCAAAAUCUUCAUAUAACUGAAUAA